Diprion similis is the source of this 2675-nucleotide messenger RNA. RefSeq lists its product as uncharacterized. The record is from RefSeq and is a predicted model, not a curated record. Bases 544 to 1890 code for a protein of 448 amino acids. The transcript has a single exon. NCBI's taxonomy places the organism in Eukaryota, Metazoa, Arthropoda, Insecta, Hymenoptera, Diprionidae. Gene Ontology annotation, molecular function: protein binding.
UUCCAGUGGAACAGCAUGACCAUACGUCCGUUCUAUUUUCAUGCUAUCCUAUUUUUACCGAUGGAUAGCCACUUGACGAUUAAACGUAGAGUGGAAGGGAGGGCUUGGCUACUGGUAAAUAAAUAUCCCGCUAACAGAAGACCUCUCUUUAGUUGCUUCAAACAAUCGGUCCAGUGGUGACGUUGGACAGACGCUUAUCACGAGUUAUCGAAAUGAAAAAUGUUGAAUUUUUUAUUUUUAAAAUAACCCUGACCGAUUCAUACCGUAUAUUCGUGAAUGUGUAAACAAUCGUGCUGGCUCGAUGCCAAUCGUCUUCACAUUGAAGACUUUUUUCCAUUUACUCCGCACAUGAAAGUUGCCCGCGGCAUUUUUGCGGUAUUGAAGGAACACGUUUCAUACGCUUUCGUCGAACGUUUAGUCUUUCUCGGUCCAUGAGAUGUGCGAGAAGUUCAUCGGCUUGUUACAAUUUGGUGGAAUAAAAAGCUAGCUAAUUGAAAAUUCUCACUAUAAUUAUUCAACCGAACGUCCAAACUUGAAAAAUCCAUGAAAAUGGUGGAUUCACACGCUGUGUUAUCAGUGCUGGUGUUGCUGGCGACAAGCAUAUCGGGAAUCAGUGGAAAUUGUGAACUGACAUCAACGGUCGAGGUGGAGUAUUCCUGCAAUGGGGGUGACAUCUCUGACCUCAAGAUAUUACAGGAGAGCGUAGUAAUACUGGAAAUAUCAGACAUGAAAGUUCCAACACUCACUGCCGACGCGCUGAAACGUUUUACCCAACUGCAAAUGUUCACUUGUUCAAAUUGCAGUAUUCGAGAUAUUGAGCCUGGUGCUUUUCAGAACAAUCCUCAGCUGGAACAGCUGACAUUAAGAAACAAUCGUCUGACCAGCGUGAAAGCGGAUUGGUUUCAGGGUCCAAAGUACCUCACGUAUUUGGAUCUCACCCACAACAAUAUCACCGACAUCGAUUCCGAUGUCUACAAACAUAUCCAAGACCUGGUGGAGCUCCGACUCUCGGGAAACCCUAUCGAGUGCCUCGACACGGAUGCUAUGUCGGUUUUGAAGUCGCUGACGGUAUUCCUCAUGGACCAAGUGUCCACGUUUAAAUGCCCGCGGCACCUGGGCGACUUCCUUAAGAAACACAGUAUCACCGCCGAAACGGAUGAAACUUGGAACAAAAUCCAGGUUUCUGAAAAAGAUGAAAAUAACAGUUUCGAAAAGGCAGUAGUGGCCGCACGAUUUCGUCCCAUCACGCAAAGGCCGUUCGAACUUCGCACCACGGUGGAUAUCGACAUCGGCGAAGUUCUCACGACGAACAAGCUCUGGAGAGAAUCGCAGAAGUCGACUCCCAAGCCGCUUCCCGAAAUCCUGGCGAUACUCGCAACCACCGAAAAGUCCCAGCCCUCGACGUCGUCCGAGAUAAUCGAAGAGUCAAGAGUCGUCACCACGAGCCCCGAGCAGGAGCCAUGCAAUAUGGUGACAGCCACUUUAAUCUUGGAGUCGACCACGAAGGUGGUUCCAGUCCGCAAAGAAGAUGCAACCCCCGUAGUCCCGGCCACUUACACAUCCGCGAAUCUUCCGGAGGUCCAUCAUCCCCCUGCGUCACCGGUGCCCACGGUUAUCAUGCCUCCAGCAAACGCGACGAGCGGCGAACCGAUAAGGGAUGAAAGCCUCCAGUUCGCCUCUGCGAUACCACCCCCGUACAGCAGCGGCGCCGAUUCUCUACCGGGUGAACAAAACGAGCUAGUCAAUCCAACAACGGCCAGACAAACCGUCCCUGAAGUUGAAACUGACAAACCGUUACCCCCGUGCAACGAUGCCGGACAAGGGUUGAGGAACGCCGGGAGAUACGCGAUCGGGAUCUUCGUCGUUGUGUUUUGCUUAGGUUCAAUGUGAGGUUGAAGUUUGGCGUUUUAUGGUACCGAAGACAGAGCGGCGAAUUUAUGACUGUGCGCUUACUUAUUAGUUUUCAACGAGUUAAAUUUAAUUAUGACUUCAGCCGAGUAUAAUCGACUCGUUUCGAUAUCUGACGCGUGGUGUUCUUUCCACAAUAGUUUUUCUCUCGCUUUAUCAAAUUAGUCGCAUCGAUCGAGAUGCUUAAGAAAAUCAAGUUGAUAAUGUAAUUGCAACGACACUUAAUGGAAUGACGAGAGAAUAUUAAUUUGAAAUACCAUUUAUAAUUUAUAACUUAUCGACAAUAUGAACCAUGCAUUUAUAUUAUUAUAUAUACAUAUACUUUAUCUUUAUGUCUAGUUGUAGAGUUGAUUAAGUAAGGUGUUAAAUGCCAAACGGCGUUCAAUCGAUAGUUUAACAUUUAAAUAGUAAUUAUAAGUUUAUUAUGCCGUUAUUCAGGAAGUGCUUUACACAGUUCAUAAAAAAACAGACACAUUUCAUUUACGGAAUUAUUAUUAUUGAAUAAAAUCAGUACAAAAAUGUUGGUGAAUAAUGCGCCGUGUUGAUUGUUACGAAACAACAAAAUGGUAUAGGUAUAAAUAAUCGCUCUGCAGAUAAAAUUGUCUCGUAAAUGUUUUGUUCUCUCCUUUUCGUUGUGAAAUAUCUACUCCUACCGAUAAACCGAAAAUCGUGACCGCAUACAUAUAAAAAGCUCUGCAUGCUAUUCUUACACGUGUGUGCAGAUCGACCUGGUUUUAAAGAACAAGCGAAUAAAUGAGUACCAUUGA